AUGGAACACCACCCGGAGGAAAUCGAUGAAGUAAUUGCUUCACUUCCUAAAGAGAGGGGGUUCCUGGCUCCUAAUCUAUGCCUUUACCAAAACUUUUGGCUCCCAGUGACCGUCCUUCCAAAUGUCAUCACAUUCCAGAGGCACUUCAGAGCCAAAGACAAUGACAUUGUCCUAGCCUCUCAGCCCAAAGCUGGAACCACUCUAAAAGCCCUGGUGUUCUCGAUCGUAAACCGCCGCUACUUCGAUAUCUCGAACACGCCCUUGCUCACCUCCAAUCCCCAUGAACUCGUCCCUUUCUUGGAGUUCACCUUGUAUGCGAAUAACACCAAACCCAAUCUCGAGGACUUCCCGGAACCAAGGAUCUUCUCUACACACUUUCCUUACUCAUGCUUGCCUGAAUCCGUGAAGCGAUCGAAUUGCCGGAUUGUCUACAUUUGUCGUAACCCAUUAGAUACUGUGGUUUCCUCGUGGCACUUUUUCAAGUCUCCGGUGCGGUCGGAGAAUCAACCGGAGAGGUCAAUGGAAGAGCAUUUCGAGACCUUUUGCGAAGGCAAAACAGGGUUCGGACCCUUUUGGGAUCACACGGUGGGGUACUGGAAAGAGAGCUUAGAGGAGCCGCACAAGGUGUUGUUUUUGAAGUGCGAGGACUUGACGGAAAAUGUCGUAGCACAGGUGAAGAAGGUGGCCGAGUUCGAGGGGCUUCCAUUCUCUAUGGGGGAAGAGGAGGCAGGUGUGAUUCAAGGAAUAGCUGAAACGUGUAGCUUGAGGAAGUUGAAGGACCUGGAGGUGAACAAGUCCGGCAAAUUCAUGCCCAACUUCGAGAACAGAAGCUACUUUAGGAAAGGAGAGGUGGGUGACUGGGCUAACAGUCUCAGUCCUCCCAUGGUGGCGCGUCUCCAUAGCAUCAUGGAAGAGAAGAUGAGCCCGUUCGGGUUGGAGUUCAAAACGCGCUAGUCCUCCUUCCCAUA
Messenger RNA from Rhodamnia argentea, 968 nucleotides. Its product is annotated as cytosolic sulfotransferase 15-like. The transcript has a single exon. Gene Ontology annotation, cellular component: cytoplasm. The record is from RefSeq and is a predicted model, not a curated record. Gene Ontology annotation, molecular function: sulfotransferase activity. Gene Ontology annotation, biological process: sulfation. Bases 1 to 954 code for a protein of 317 amino acids. NCBI's taxonomy places the organism in Eukaryota, Viridiplantae, Streptophyta, Magnoliopsida, Myrtales, Myrtaceae.